AUGUUGAAACAACAUUCCAUCAAUGUCCGUUUGAUACAAGCUUUGGAGCAAAUGCUAGGUGCCAUUUCUACGAGGUCACUGGUACAAAAGAAAGAGGAUCCUGGAGCUUUAAAUAUUCCAUGCACCAUUGGUAAGAUCCACUUUGCGAAAGCUUUGUGUGAUUUGGGUGCCAACAUUAACUUGAUGCCAUUGUCAAUUUAUAAGAAGUUCGGUUUAGUGGAUCCUAAACCAAAUGUGAUGCGCUUACUUAUGGAUGAUAGAACUAUGAAAAUGCUCAUUGGAGUGCUUCAAGAUGUCCUUGUGAAAGUGGAGUCAUUCAUUUUUUCGACGGACUUUGUGAUACUUACUUACGAUGUUGACUUUAAGGUCCCCAUCAUAUUAGGGAGACCAUUCCUUGCUACUGGGCGUGCCUUAGUCGAUAUGGAGAGAGGGCAGAUGAAGUUUCUACUGAAUAAGGAGGAGGUGACCUUUAACGUCUGUAAGUCUAUGAGGCAGGAAAGUGAUCUUAAUUCAGUAUAUGUGGUGAGUCACACUUUAGGAAAAGGUGUUGAAGUGUUUAGUAAGGAGAGGGAUGAAAAGAGCACCAUUGACGAUGUUGUAAGAGUUGAUGAUAGCACUACUGAGGUUUCUGAGAGGGUAGAUGGGAGCACUACUAAUGGGGUUCCGAGUGCUAAUCCAGCGGGCUCCGGGAAAUCGGACCCACCCGCUGCUUGA
Messenger RNA from Solanum verrucosum, 714 nucleotides. RefSeq lists its product as uncharacterized. Lineage: Eukaryota; Viridiplantae; Streptophyta; Magnoliopsida; Solanales; Solanaceae. The record is from RefSeq and is a predicted model, not a curated record. The transcript is spliced from 3 exons. The coding region runs from base 1 to 714 and encodes 237 amino acids.